GCAUAAUUGAACGAGAGGUCUAAACCUAAUUCAAACAGUAAUCUUGUAAUAAUUAAUUUUCAGACUCAGACUAUGGGGAAAGAAUUUAAAAAUACCGGAAUGCACCAUUUUGAGGGCGGAUGGCCGAAAGAAAUCGAUCCUUCAGAUGAGGAUGCAAAGGCAAGAUUUCGAAGACGAGUUGAAAAGGAAGAAAAUUGGUAUUCGAAAUUAAAAACUUUAUUUAACACUACUGAAAAUGCAAUUCUCCAAAACAACGCAAUUAAUGUUUACGACCAUUACUUUAAUGAUGUAAUACCAUCGGAUUUAAAAGAAAUGCCAUCUGCAAUGUAACGAGCGAAUGGAUUUUGAGAAUUGUUAAAUCUGAUCCUUUUUAAGAUUGUAAAUGAGAUGUCACUUUUUAACAUGACAUGAUGAGCCUG
Molecule: messenger RNA, 419 nt
Organism: Leptopilina heterotoma
Lineage: Eukaryota; Metazoa; Arthropoda; Insecta; Hymenoptera; Figitidae
Product: dynein intermediate chain 3, ciliary-like
Exons: 3
Coding region: 73-330 (85 amino acids)
Source: RefSeq, a predicted model, not a curated record